Molecule: messenger RNA, 1038 nt
Organism: Staurois parvus
Lineage: Eukaryota; Metazoa; Chordata; Amphibia; Anura; Ranidae
Source: the annotation of a GenBank genome assembly
CAGGUUGCUGACUUAGGAUGUAGUGAAUGUUCUCUUCUUCACAGACUGAGAUUUUGGAACUGCAUCGAGUUUCUAGUUGGUGUGGACAUUGAUGAAGAGACGUUAAGAAGAAAAAUGCAUACUCUUACCCCUCUUCCUACCCAUUACCUGGAACCCAUGGAAAGAGCAUUAACUGUUAUACUAUACAAGGGCUCUGUGUGUGAGAAGGACCCUGCUCUUCUUGGGUUUGACCUGAUAUCAUGCGUUGAGCUGAUUGAACAUUUGGAACUUGAUGACCUAGAUAAACUAGAAGAUGCCCUGUUUGGCUUUAUGGCCCCUAAAGCAGUAGUGAUUACCACACCUAAUGCAGAGUUUAAUAUCCUGCUUCCCAAAACUCAAAAGUUCAGGCACCCAGAUCACAAGUUUGAGUGGAGCAGAGAAGAAUUCCAGAGCUGGGCUUUCAAAGUUGCCAGGCACUUUAAUUAUACAGUAGAGUUUAGUGGGGUUGGGAAACCACCACCAGAACAUGAAGAGGUGGGCUUUUGCUCCCAGAUUGCUCUAUUUAUGAAGAACUACACUGAGAGUGAAGAAUCGAUCAAUAUUAAAAAGCAAUACAAAAGUAUUUACAAAACAGUACUCCAUGUGGUAUAUCCAAGUCUCCAGGAGGAGAAAUAUCUUCGAAGAGCUGUACUAAAUGUGGCUCUGUUACAUGCCGACCGCAUGAAAAACAGCUUACUAGAUUCUCACAGGAACAGAGAAGAAAAUAAGCAAGAUAUAGCAACUGGUGUGACUGACCACAGAGAUGCCUAUAAAUAUUCAGGAUGGUCUUUCGGUUUAGAGACUGAAACACAAAGUGAGGAGAAUGAACUUACACAACCAUUUAUCCAAGGGAACACCAUUCAUAUUCCCCUGGAAGCAAUCUUCAUCAUCUCAAAGGUCAAAAAAUUGUGUGGGAGUUUAGAUGUUCUAAGAAAUUUUAUUGCAGGAGAAGUCCCUCUUAGUGAAGAUGGUAAAACAAUAAUGUAUUCUGUUAAUUUGGAUGAUGUGCAGGAAGUUUAA